AAAUUAUUUUUAAGAGCGUCAGUUGCAUUGAGCUUUAAGAAUGAUUUGGUUUAAGCUUCUCUGUUUGCUGCUGUUGCCAGCGUUUUUAAUAAAAUCAGUGAUGUCAACUGGCUUUGCACAGGAACACAUUCUCAACCAUGAGGUGGACCCGGACCCGGAUCGCGUCAAGUACAUUUGGAAUCCGUUUCCGGGCUUCUGCGGCGAGAAUGCCACCAUGAUGCGGUGCGCUGGAGUCUGUCCCGAAACCUGCGCCUUCAAAUCGCUCAAGUGCCCCAGUUUCUGCGGUGUGAAUUGCGUAUGCAAACCGGACUAUGUCUUUGAUGAAAAACUGCAGCUGUGCAUCUUGAAAUCUGACUGCUCUCCGGAUAUAAAACAGAAAAUUGUGCAAACUUAUCGUGUUUUUCAAUAG
Messenger RNA from Drosophila gunungcola (fruit fly), 409 nucleotides. RefSeq names its product accessory gland protein Acp62F. The record is from RefSeq and is a predicted model, not a curated record. The transcript has a single exon. The coding region runs from base 41 to 409 and encodes 122 amino acids. Lineage: Eukaryota; Metazoa; Arthropoda; Insecta; Diptera; Drosophilidae.